AUGGGAAUAUUUUGUAGUUAUGUUGAUGAAUGUGGAUUUUGUGAAGUUGAUGGUAUUUGUAGAAAUCAAUGUUUUGAUGAUCUAACAAGUUGUUCUCAAAAGAGAACUUUAUGUGGUACCUGUGUAGUAGCAGAUAGAGAUUGUGGUGAUGGUGAUGCAUGUACACUUGAUUAUUGUACAGAAGGAACUUGUUGUGAACACGCUUAUAUUGCCGGUUGUAGAUGUGAUGAAAGUAAUUGUAACACUACUGAUUUAUGUUUCCCAAAACAAUGUGAUGAAAAUUCUGAACACUCUACAACGAAUUUUGUAGAGUGUCCAGUAACUGAUGACUGUCUAUAUCCAUAUUGUGAAGGUGGUGGAUGUCUAUGUGUAGAAAUAACUACAACUACAACCACCUCUAUUAUAACAAGUGAGGCCACAACUACAUCAAUUCCAACAACUUCAACAAUAACUUCAUUACCAACAACUACAACUUCUGCAACUACAUCAACAACACUCAAUCCAACAACAAUUUCAACAUUUUCACCAACAACAAUUUCAACAAUGUCAACAACCACAACAAUGCCAACAACAUCACCAUCUACUACUUCAACAACAUUUAUUCCAACAACCACAACUGACCUAACAACCGUAAGCCAUACCACUGAAUUAUCAACUAUCUAUUCAUCUACAAUUGGAGCAACAUCAAGUACCACAACAACUGGCUCAACUUUACCACCAAGACCAAUGGCAGUUUGUUAUGAAAAUAUUGAUUGUCCUCCACAUUAUUGUUGUUAUCAAAUAUCAAGACAUAGUUACACUUUUAUUUCCAAAUAUUUUGAAGACCAAUGUUCCCCUGAUCGUUUGAAAAUAUUUUAA
Dictyostelium discoideum AX4 is the source of this 858-nucleotide messenger RNA. RefSeq lists its product as hypothetical. The record is from RefSeq and is a predicted model, not a curated record. The coding region runs from base 1 to 858 and encodes 285 amino acids. The transcript is spliced from 2 exons. NCBI's taxonomy places the organism in Eukaryota, Evosea, Eumycetozoa, Dictyosteliales, Dictyosteliaceae.